UCUUGAAUGCUUGUCAGAGAUAGGGGGCUCUCAGAACUCCUGAUACUUUUUCUUCAGAGCAGUGACAGUCUCCAACUGCUCUGACCACAGCUCCAGCUCCUCUAGGAACUGGACUCCACAGCAGCAGGAGUGAAGGAAUUCCAGCUUUAAUUUCAAACAUGGCUACAGUAAAAUCAAUGACAACGACAACAACAACAACAACCAGAACAAUCAUUUCUGAGCAGUCUAGUGAAUCAGGAAUCACCAAACUGAAGAAAGUGACCCAGGUGACAAAAGUCGCAUCAGAGGAAGGGGGAGAACAAAUUCGGAGGAAGUCCUCAGUGACGCUGCAGACACUAAAUGUUGUCACACAUAGCUUUGAGAUCCCACCAGGAGAGGGCAUCCCUGAGUUUGAUGAAAAGCCAAAUUCCACUGCAGUACCAGAAGGUAAAGAUGCGAUUUUUAAAGCCAAGGUGAGUGGGAACCCAAAACCCACAAUCACAUGGAAGAGAGCAAGUGGAAAACCCAUAAGAGAAGGAGCAAAGAUUUUCUUUGACAGCAUCACUAAAGAGAAUGUUCUGAAGCUGGAUAACAUCAUUCCAGAGGAUGAGGAUGCCUACAAAUGCAUCGCUUCCAAUGCUCAUGCUGACUGCACAUAUGUCAUUUCAUUGACAGUGACUGAAAAUCCAGAUAAGCAAUUAAACUUCCGAACAAUGUUGAAAAAAAGGUCAACACCAGCACUCAAGGAAGAAAGGAAGAUUCCAACUGAAAAGGAAAUGUGGGAGAUUUUGAUGAAAGUAGAGAAGAAGGACUAUGAAAAAAUCUGCAUGGAACAUGGAUUCACUGAUUUUAGGGGAUUGCUGAAACGCUUAAAAGAAAUGAAGAAAAAAGUAGAGACUGAGUCAGUGAUCAUUUUAAAGCCAUUAGAGGAUGUGGAAGGAAAAGUUGACUCAACAGCUACCUUUGAAACAAUCAUGGAAUUGAAGGACCCGAACAUCAAAAUGCAAUGGUUCAAGGAUGGUGACCCAAUAAGGACGCAAUUCUCACUGGGAAAGUUUGAAAUAAAGCAAGUCGGAACAAAGUUUAUGCUUUCUGUUAAAAACUUAACUCAGAAAGAUUCCGGCGAGUACACCUUGCAAGUUGGGGACAAAAAAUACACCGUGAAGCUAAAUGUGAAAGAUGAGCCACUUAGGUUUGGGGUGAAGCUCAAACCUCUAAAGGUGGUGGAGAGACAAACAGGAACUUUUGAGUGCAGUCUCAGUAAAAAUGUGCCAAAUGUCUGCUGGAGGUUCCGAGGUAUGGAGGUGAAGCGAGAUGACAAACACGAUAUCAUUGUGUCAGCGGAUGGCCUGACACACACCUUGAAAAUCAAAGAUGUUCGACCAUGUGAUGUUGGUGAAUACAGCUUUACUGCGGGAGAUCAAAUCUCUACAUCUGAACUGCAGAUUGACCGUCUCCCUAUUCAGUUCCCAAAUGCCUUAAAAAAUGUAUGUGUAAAGGAGAAAGGUAAAGCUCGUUUGGAGUGUGAACUGAGCUCUAAGAAUGUUCGAAUCAAGUGGUUAAAGAAUGGCAAGGUAAUCACUCGAUCCCCAAAGUAUAACAUGAUGCAGGAUGGAAGACGUGUGGAAUUGAUUAUUGAUGAUGCUGAGCUCGAUGAUGGUGGAGAAUACACAGUUGUUGCUACACAAGACAGUGAUGGACGAGAGUACACCUGUUCGUCUACAUUGAAUGUUGUAGAUCGUUUUGCCACAGUAAAGAGUGGAAUGACCGAUACUCAUGCUCAGUCAGGCCAACCUGCAGAGUUCUGUGUGGUAUUGAAUGAUGAGAAAGUUGAAGGAGUGUGGCUAAAGGAUGGAAAAGAGAUAACGGACACAAAAAACAUACAGAUUGUAAAGCAAGGAGCAGUGCAUAAAUUGAUUAUAAAUAAUGUGGAUGAUGAUAGCGAAGGAAAAUACACAUUCAAAGCAAAAGGAGCAGAGAGUGAGGCCACACUCUCAAUUGCAGAUCCACCCAUUAUUGAUGCUGAUAUCCUUGCAGCAUUGGCCAAGGAUCCAAUCACUGUAAAAGCAGGGCACACAGCAACAAUUAAGAUCCCUUUUAAAGGGAAACCUAUUCCCAAAAUUACAUGGAGCAAAGAUGGUAUUGAGGUUAUUGAAGAUAUUAGAACACAGAUAGAGAAGAGUGCUACACAGACUGUAUUAGUACUAAACAAUUGUGUAAGGGAGGACAGUGGAAUUGUCACAUUAAAACUUAAGAGUGAUUGUGGCUCUGCUUCAGCUAAUCUGCAGCUAAAUGUCAUUGAUAGACCUAAACCUCCCCAUGGAACAGUGGAAUUCCUGGAACACACUGGGAAGUGUAUUUCAAUGAAAUGGAAGGCACCACGUGAUAAUGGGGGCAAACCAGUGACAAGCUUUAUCAUUGAAAGGAAACUUGUUGGAAAGAAAUCAUGGAUCAAGGUUGGUGAGGUUGAUGGCAACACCACAAACUUCUCCACAAAUAAGGUUGAUGAAGGAAAGGCAUACCAGUACCGAAUCCGAGCAGUAAAUUCUGAAGGAAUGAGUGAUCCCCUAGAUUCUGAUGAGGUCUUUGCUGGUGAACCAAUUGAGUCACCUGACAUGCCAUCGCAACCCCAGGUCACGGAUGUUACCAAGGAUGCCAUCACCAUUACAUGGACACCACCAGUGCAGGAUGGAGGUGCCCCAGUGCUUGGGUAUAUUGUAGAAAGAAGGAAGAAAGGCAGUAAUCAUUGGAUUCCUGCCACUAAGGAGCCAAUUCAAGACACAAAGUUUACUGCUGAUGGAUUAUUGGAAGAUAUGGAGUAUGAGUUCCGUGUUACAGCAAUUAAUCGUGCAGGAAUUGGUCAGCCUAGCACUGCAUCCAACUCAGUGGUGGCUAAAGAUCCUAUCCGUGCCCCAGGAAAGGUGAAGGAUAUUAAGGUGACAGAUUCUACCAAUUCGAGCAUCUCCCUAACCUGGGUUAAACCAGAAUCGGGCGAUGAGCCUCAGGGAUAUAUCUUGGAAAUUAGGCCUGAAGAUGCUAAAGAAUGGACAAAGUGCAGUAAGAUACCCAUUACCAGCACCAAUUACACUGUGGGAGGCCUGCAGGAGCGAGGCAAGUACUUCUUCAGAAUCAGAGCUGUAAAUGAAGGAGGUGUGGGAGAACCUACAGAGCUUAACAAAGGCGUAUAUGCCUUGCCACCACCAGCUUCACCCAGAUUUCUCGAUACCAGAAUGCCAAGCAGCAUGGUGGUUCGUGCAGGUGCAGCACUGUGUAUCAAUGUGGGCUUCUCGGGCUCACCUUCACCAAACGUGAUUUGGCAGAGAGAUGGAACUCUCACCAAAGGCAGGGAGACGAUCACAAAAGGACCGAAUAUGUCACAGUUCUUGAUUUCGAGUGCCCAGAGAUCAGAUUCAGGAAUAUACAAGAUUUUGCUAAAAAAUGACUAUGGAGAAAAGUCUCAUGAUAUCAGAAUUCGAGUUGCAGAUUUUCCACGCCCGCCUACUAACUUACAUCUGACUGAGGAAGUUCCAAACACAGUGACUCUCACUUGGGACCACACUCCAGAUAACAUUGAGGAUGGCCGUGUGCAGUAUGUGAUAAUGAAGCGAGAUGCCAGUACUGCAACCUGGUACACUGUUACAGACCGUGUCUUUGGUAAUAAAUACACUGUGACUGGACUGCUUCCAGGCAGGAAGUACUUCUUCAGGGUGAUUGCUCGGAAUGACAUUGGAGACAGUGACCCAUUAGACGUGAAGGAGCCAUGGUUUGUUGCAAGGGACAAAGAACAUUUCAGUCUGCAAUUUAAGGAGUAUCAGCAAAAGGAUUGGGCCCAUGCACCUGCGUUCAUCACCCCACUGAAGAACCACACUGUUCACCGUGGUAAUGAUUGCACCAUGAGUUGUGCCCUGACUGGCAAUCCAAGGCCACACAUUAACUGGUAUAAAGGCAAGCUUCACAUCUCUGAGAACCUCAAAUACUGGUACACAUCCUCAAAUGGUGUCUGUACGCUAACUAUUCCAACUGCAGAAAUGGAUGAUGCUGAUGAGUAUACCAUAUUGGCUGAAAACUCUCUGGGGAAGGUGAAAUGCUCUUGCAAGGUUAUUGUGAAUGAAAAAGGUGUUACUUUAAUGCAGCACAGGCUCGGAGAAAAGCCACGUAAGAGUAAGCACAUCAUGUGAAUUCAGACUGGACCUCAGUGAAGACUGGCAUAGAUCAAGACUCGGCAUGUGCUGUAAAUGAGAAGAUCAAGCAUACUAUCAGAGAACAAAUUUUUGUUAGGCAUAACAAAUAGGGUAAAUUUACUCAAUUUCAAAAGCAUUUUAAUAUCUUUGAAUCACUUUUAUAAGCAGGGAUAAGUUUGGAGUCAUCAUCCGAAUGAAACAACAAUGAAAUGUCAUCUCUCAUUUAUGACUGUAUGAAAGAGCUAAUUCCCAAAACAGUUAUGAAGUUAUGUUAGAAAAUGAACAUGUUACUUUUAAUUGUUAUAUAAUUAGGUCUAGAAUAUCAUCUGGGCCUGGAAUUGAAUAAAAUACAUUAAUUAGUAGUGGAAGUCAUCAAAGGUAAAAUAUGAAUGUGCACAAAAAUAAUUUAUUUUCAAACACCCAUUUUCAAUGCCUAUUUUCAUCCAGUAGUUAAAUCCACCUGGAAUAUUACAUUGAUAAACCAUUGUUGGAGGAGGCUAUCUUUCUUUCUUACACUUUCUCUUUCCUGUUGCAUUCUGGAGAAGAUGGCACCCAUUAUACAGUAUAUGCCUUUGCACUGCAAAAUAAUUAAUUAAAGUAACAUUAAAAAUGAACUCGAACUUUUGAACCAUACAAUUUUGCUGCAUUGUAGGAAGGCACAUAUGCCAACAAAUUUUCUAUUAAUCUGGGUAAGGUUGGCUUGACAAGAAUUUGGAAAUCAUUAUCUUGACCACUGGCCGUUGGAAGCUUUCAUUGCGGGAUUUUUUCAUGGAAUCAGAAUUGUUAUGAGAUGGUAUUACUCAUAGCACUCAUUGAGUAUAUGUAGCUCUUUCUCGAGCAACCUGUACGUUACCAGUUUCAUUAUUUGCUCAUCCCUCUUCGAGCUGAAAAUUAUUCCCAUCGAGUACUAAUCCAAUUCCCUUUAGAAAGCACUCCUUUAUUCUACUUCUAUCAUCCUUGUGGCAGUGAUUUCCAGGGCAUCAUUACUUUAUAAUAAUCUGUUUGAUAUGUAAAAUUAAAAGGUAGUAUAACAAUGUCACCAUAAAGAGUUCCACCGGCAUCUGGGAUCAAGACCUGAAAUUAAUUAUUUAUUAAAAUAUGAUAAGACUAUUGCUUUCUCGAAAUGGUGAAGCCAAUCUUUAACCAAUCAGAAUCUCUCUGUUAAAAUUAAUAUAUUAUUUCUGACCAUUCUUUGUUUCCUUUCACUUCCAAAACACAUGGCAUCAGAUGGGGAAGUCUUGUCCUGUAGGCUCUACAAUGUUUUUGAGAUAGUCAUUUGCAGACCAAUGUGAAGGCAUUGUGUGGUAUGCUUUUGCAGUGCUGUUUUACUAAUAAACAGAGACACAGUGCUCAUGGGAACCUUUUAAUUUUUAAUUUCUUCAAAAUAAAAGUUGAAGCAUGUGAAUGUCAUUGCUUUGCCAGUAAUACUGUGUUUCAGUCGUGCUUCUUGAAGUAGAUGGUAAAUCAACUGAUAAAGAUGUGCUUGCUUAUUACCGUGGGCCAUCAGUUUCUUAAUCCCCCUUUCCUUCAAACUUGAGAUACUAUCAUUGUCUUAAAAUUGACAAUUAUUGAAAGUCUGGUAAUCUGUUGGAGGUCCUUCAAAGUGAAGAACUGAGUAGUAAAACAAAGAACCGAAGUUUCAAUUUCAUUUGUGUAUUAACAGGAUAUAUAACAGCAGCUGAUCCGCAGAACAUUUUUGCAGUGCAAAUGGCAAUGGAAGUCAUCAUUCAUCACAAUGGUCCAUUCUGAGAUUACACAGAAAUUAAAAUGAUAGCGUGGUUGCAAUUGUAAACAUUCUGAUCUAGACACAAGGAUCUGAAAUGUCAGGAAUUAAGAUAGAAUAUCUGAGCACAUUGAAGCAGUGUGACAGUGAUCUGAUUCAAGGUUGCUUACCAUUUUCUCUUAUUUUGGCUUGAGUGUUUCUCCAUAAAUUUGCCACCAGGAGACAACAGCAUUAGAUGUCUCAUCUAAAGCAUUAGCUGGUCAUCUAAACUGAAAAACAGAUCUGAUGUAAUAAAAUAAAAAGAAAUCAUAA
This is a messenger RNA of Leucoraja erinaceus (little skate), 6195 nucleotides long. RefSeq names its product immunoglobulin superfamily member 22-like. Bases 159 to 4157 code for a protein of 1332 amino acids. The record is from RefSeq and is a predicted model, not a curated record. Gene Ontology annotation, molecular function: protein binding. Lineage: Eukaryota; Metazoa; Chordata; Chondrichthyes; Rajiformes; Rajidae. The transcript has 23 exons.